CACUUCGUCCAGUUCCUGUUUUGCUACACGGGCGCACACGACCUCGCAGGGAGAUUUACGUACUUGGUUCGGAGGGUUUGAACCGCACGGUUGUGGAAUGCUGUCGCGCGCAUCUGCCACUGCACGCCAGCAGCCGGAUUGAACCGAGAAAGCUUUCCGGCUACAGCACAAAGAGAUGUGCCGACGUGUGCGGGACAUCCAGGAGAGGUUCAGCAGCUGAAUUAAAAUGGAGCACACUUCUUGCAGGGAGGAUCGUAUCCACCACGCCCUAAACCGCUGCCUCCACGAUCUCAGCUCCGCCCCCUCCGCAGUGCAUUCUGGGAACGCUGGCCUCUCCAUGAAUCAUUGGACCCUGGAAGAGCUGGUGAAGAGAGACCCAGAGAACUUCCUCAUUCUCCUGAAACAGAUCCUAAGGAGAGCCAAAGAGGUCCAGGACCAGUGCCAGUAUGAGCUGGUGGCUCCACUCGCCCUCAUCUUCUCCUCCGCCCUCCUGCGGACCCCUUUCCUCCCUCCACACUGCCCCCUGCUGGCGCGCGCCUGCGAGGUGUUCGGCGGCUUCCUGUCCUGGCCGGAGCCGUACGGCGGGGUGUGUCGCGACCUGCUCACCGUCCUUCGCCUGGAGCUGAGGGCCCCAGGCAUCUCAUACCACAGACUGGUGAGGGAGGAGCAGGGCAUAUCCGCAGCUGGCUACCGCUCCAAAACCCUGACGGUGCUGCUGAUGGACCCAGCGGACGUACCCCAGGAGUUCCUCUCCGUGUCUGAGCAGAUGAGCGGCCUUCAUCAGGCCCAGCAGGAGAUCCACAUCACCCUCAUCAAACACGCGUACCAGGCCGGCCUCGGGCCCCAGCGCCCUCUGUCCGCCCUGCACCACGCCCUGCAGUCAAAGAGCCCGGAGCAGCUGGAGCAGCUCUCCUGCGCAGUGACGGAGGUCCUGGAGGCCUGCGCCUCCAUGGAGGAGCCGGAGGAGGCCAGGGGGUGUCUGGUGCGGGGCCUGGAGGACCUCUGGGAGACCAUCGGGGUGCAGGCCUCAGACAGCGGGGGAUCUGACGGGGUGCUGCAGACACUGGCAUUGCCCAUUGCCAAAUUUCACCUGCACCUCUGGGAUAACGACAAUUUUGACUCUCUGCCUGACCUCCUGGAGAGGGAGGGUAUCCUCACGAGCACCCCAACCCCGCCUGAAGAGGAGGAAAAGGAGGAGGAGGAAGAAGUGGCGGAGGAUGAGGAGGACGGGGAUGAGAGGCAGGAGAUCGGUGAGGACAUAGAGGAGGAGGCUGCUUCGGACAUUUGGGCGGGACACAGAGACUCCACCCUCUCCACCACCUCCAAGGACUCCAUGUUCUCCACCUCCUCCGCCGCCUCCUCCUCCUCUUGCUCCGCCCCGUCGCGGUGGUCGGGGGUGUCGGGGGCGGACAGCGACUUCUGCGAGGACGCGGAGGACAGCCCGCCGGAGAGGAGCGCCCCGCCCCGCCCCCGCCUCGGACGUCACCUCUCCAAACUCCUCAAGUCCCGCAAACGGGGCGGGGGCGGGGGCAGACCCCUGUCCCGCGCCAACAGCCUGGGCUCGCCCGAGACCAAGGGCCACGCGGAGAAGCGCCACGCCCGCUUCGCGCGCUCCAACUCGCUGCGCCAGAAGGCGCGGUCGGGGGCGGGGCUCGGGGUGGCCCCGCCCCUCCUCCACCUCCUCCCGGCUCCGCCCCCGCUCCGGCUGGCCUGCAGCCGGAGGAUUCCCGUGCUGAGCUGCGGCGGGGUGGGGAGGGGCUGGGAGGAGGAGGAGGAGGAGGAGGAGGGGCGGGGCUGCGGCUCCACGCUGCGGCUGGUGGUUUUCGGGGGCGACCGCGCCGCGGGGAAGGCCGCUAGGGCCUGCGCCCGACUCGCGGCGCGGGACGGCGUCCUUCCCGCCCGGGUUCAGCUCUUUUUCGUCCCCGUGGCCAGGGGGUUCGGCCGCGCCCCCGCCGAGGGUCCCGGCACCCCCGAAAAGCAGCCGGAGAGCCCCCCGAGAGCAGCAGCGAGGACGGAUGUAGCCACGCCCAGCGUUGAUGACAUCACUAACGACAUCGCGCAGUUCUUGGGAACGCUGGACCCCUGGUACGAGCGCAACGUGCUGUCAUUCCUCGACCUGCCUGUGGGCGUCCUGUGCCAGCAAACCCCCAAAGCAGAGACAGACGUGCACAGCAGCUCCAGGGAGCCACUCCCCAUAUUUGCAGACCUGCUUCUGCACUACUGUCGCCAGGGAAAACAACCCAUUCUGGUGCAGCUUUACCAGGCUGAGCUGACCCUGGCGGGGGGGGAGAGGCGGACGGAGGUGUUCGUUCACUCGCUGGAGCUGGGCCACACUGCUGGGACCCGAGCCAUUAAAGCCGCAGGUGCAGCCAGCAAGCGCUUCGGGGUUGUCGGAGAUCGGGAGGCUGUCCCGUUAACGCUGGAGAUCCUUUACAACCAGGUCACCGUGAGUAGGAGGAGCCGGUGGACCCAAGCCGAUGUAGUGUGCACCUCCAUUAACCUGAGCAAAGCCUGCAAGAGCCUGGAGGAUCAGGGCUCAAAUACAGAGCGGCUGCAGAUGGCCGUAACCGAGGUACGGAAGAGGCAAAACUCCAAAUCCAAAAUGGGGUACAACCAGCACCUGUCCACCACCGAGGUGAAAGUGGACCACGUACAGGUGAGCAGCGCCAGCAGCACCACCUUCGCUGUGUGUCUGGACCAGGACGAGAAGAAGGUGCUUCAGAGCGUCACCAGGUGUGAGGUGUCUGUGUGCACCAGGCCUGACGGCUCUGAGUGGGGGCUCCGCACAGACCCGUUAGAGCAGACUCCUGGCCCCCCCCUCCUCCCCCCCGACGCUACCUGCUCGCAAGUCUGCCUACCCUUACUCAGCUUCUGCGGGACACGUCCCUGAGACUCUCAAACGCAAAAAAAAAAAAAAAAAAACCAUCUGUGGGAAUAUCACGGACGAAUUGCAACACACCCUUCGGUCUUCGGUCGCGUGAAGACUCAGCCUCAAGACCACAGAUCAGUCGCUGUACUGUAACAGGGAAAUGGAUGAAGAAAAGCCACAGUGUCGCGUCUCGUGUUGAGCAGGAUUAGCCAGAGAUCCCUGUGUGCGACAGCGGAAUCCAAAGAACACAUCUGAUUUCAUGCCUGAAGGUUCAAGCCACUAUUUCCCACAAGGAAAUACUGUUUCCUACAGCCACACACAUAUUUCCUGUUGCCACGCACAUAUAUCCUGUUGCCACGCACAUAUUUCCUGUUGCCACGCACAUAUAUCCUGUUGCCACGCACAUAUUUCCUGUUGCCACGCACAUAUUUCCUGUUGCCACGCACAUAUUUCCUGUUGCCACACACAUAUUUCCUGUUGCCACACACAUAUUUCCUGUUGCCACACACAUAUUUCCUGUUGUCACACACAUAUUUCCUGUUGCCACACACAUAUUUCCUGUUGUCACACAUAUUUCCUAUUGCCACGCACAUAUUUCCUGUUGCCCCACACAUAUUUGCUGUUGUCACACACAUAUUUCCUGUUGCCACGCACAUAUUUCCUGUUUCCACACACAUAUUUCCUAUUUCCUGUUGUCACACACAUAUUUACUAUUUCCUGUUGUCACACACAUAUAUUCUAAGUGUGUCACAUGUGCAGUAACUUCAAACUGUAAAUGUUUGUGGAAGACCUGUAGCACAUCUGUUUAGCCAUUAUGAUACUUGUAAGCAUACUCCAUUUCAGGUUUUUUUCUCUCAAACCCAUUUAGUUCUCUUCUCCCUCUCUCGUUUGUGUCAACAGGGACAUUGCACUGAAUUAAAAUAUGAUGCACUUUUUUCUUUUUUUUCAUGUUCAGGUCUUGGGUUCUUGCAUGGAAGGCUAUUUUCAGAGACAACUGGAGGGCUUUUCAUUUUUGACAUCUUGAUCUUUUCAGAACUGUGAAAGCUGAAAUAAUCUUGGUACAUUUUGAUCCUGAGAUUGUACAGCCUGUCUGCACAGGCAGGAAAUCGUUUGUUAUUCAAGGUGGUACGUGUCCAAAGUAGAGCGAGACAGUGUCUGAAACACCUUUAUGUCCAGUCUGUUUACUGUCAUUUUAACAGUUUGUUUCAUCACAAAACGUUUGUAAAUUAAUUGUAAAAUACUGUUGUGCAAUGUCAUGCAACAAAAGACAUUCCACUCAAUGACUGCAAAAAAUGUACAAAAAGUAUGAAUAUAUGGAUUUUUAUUUUUAA
Messenger RNA from Anguilla rostrata (American eel), 4200 nucleotides. Its product is annotated as phosphoinositide 3-kinase regulatory subunit 5-like. The coding region runs from base 227 to 2890 and encodes 887 amino acids. The record is from RefSeq and is a predicted model, not a curated record. NCBI's taxonomy places the organism in Eukaryota, Metazoa, Chordata, Actinopteri, Anguilliformes, Anguillidae. Gene Ontology annotation, cellular component: phosphatidylinositol 3-kinase complex, class IB. Gene Ontology annotation, biological process: G protein-coupled receptor signaling pathway; positive regulation of MAP kinase activity. Gene Ontology annotation, molecular function: 1-phosphatidylinositol-3-kinase regulator activity. The transcript has 18 exons.